Molecule: messenger RNA, 1654 nt
Organism: Dalotia coriaria
Lineage: Eukaryota; Metazoa; Arthropoda; Insecta; Coleoptera; Staphylinidae
Gene: Grasp65
Product: Golgi reassembly-stacking protein 2
Exons: 3
Coding region: 122-1468 (448 amino acids)
Biological process (GO): Golgi organization
Cellular component (GO): Golgi apparatus
Molecular function (GO): protein binding
Source: RefSeq, a predicted model, not a curated record
AUCUGACACAACUUUGUUGUUUGUUGGUUAUGUGUACUGGUUGAAGCUCGAAUCUGCCAGCGAAUAGUCUGCCACGUAUUUUUCGCUCUAAAGUCCUGAAAUCCUCGCAGGACUUCACAAAAUGGGCAACGCUAGCAGCGUAGACAUACCCGGCGGAGGCACAGAAGGCUACCAUGUCCUCAAGGUGCAAGAUAAUUCACCCGGAAGUUCCGCCGGGCUGGUAUCGUUUUUCGACUUUAUUAUUGCCAUAAAUGGUACAAGAUUAGACCAAGAUAAUGACACAUUUAAACAAAUCCUUCGAAAUGGCAUAGGUAAACAAUUACCUUUGACUGUCUAUAGCAGUAAAUCCCAGUCAGUAAGAAGUAUUUUAAUUGAACCAAGUGAUUCCUGGGGAGGUGCUGGCCUACUAGGUGUCUCAAUCAGAUUCUGUUCAUUUGAAGGAGCUAAUGAGAACGUCUGGCACAUUUUAGAAGUGCAUCCAAGCUCCCCAGCUGAAUUAGCAGGCCUGCAGUCAUUCAGUGACUAUAUUAUUGGAGCAGAAUCAGUUCUGCAUGAAAACGAAGACUUGUUUGCUUUAAUUGAAGCGCAUGAAGGGCGCUGUUUGAAGCUUUAUGUAUACAACAGUAAUGACGACUCAUGCAGAGAGGUGACAAUCACGCCGAAUUCAUCCUGGGGCGGUGAAGGAAGCAUUGGUUGCGGAAUUGGCUAUGGAUAUUUACAUAGAAUCCCAGUGAGAUUCGAUGACACUCCUGCGCCAGCUGCAAAGUACCCCGAUGUACCUGCAGAGCCAGCGAGUAAUGUAAUCAACGCUCCGUUGUUACCGCCGCAGACGCAAACAAUAACACCUACUUUUAAACAACCGAUUAGUUCAGCACCAGCACAGGUUGAUAACAUCGCUGAAUUAACCACACAAAUGAGUGAUAACCUCAAUUUGAAUGGUAAUAACACCACAACUACACCGGAUGUGGGUGUACCUUUGAUUGAUGUAGGCGUGACUUCAAUCGCCCCGCCUACUUCGGUUGUGAACAACAAUAUGGAGGCGUUUACGUACGCGCCGAGUAUACCCAACAUUGCGCCAUUUUACAGUACGGUGAGUACUGUGCCAGCGAUGCCCGUGGUGGAGAAUAGUCACUAUCCGUCUGCAACGCCUACUAAUUACAACGCGCCGCCUGUUUUACCCCCACCUACUGCUGUGCAACAACAACAGCUACAACAACAACAUGCAUAUAAUUAUCCACCGCCUAGUUCGUUGCCUUACAGCAUGCCGACGAUGCCGUUGCAGAAUCAGUAUGCGAAUGCCACGCCGAUUGCGCCCAUGUACACCGCGCCGACGUAUCCGCAGAACACCGCUGUCUACCCGCCCACGACAGGCGCGUAUCAUCCGCAGACGUUUGUGUAUGAUCCGGACAUUGCCGCCAAGUCGGCGCAGCAAUUACUCGCUGGCAACACGGAAUUUAGAACGAAUUGAAACUGAUUGUAAUCAUAAAUUUAUUAAAUAUUAUAUUAAUAAUUGCAAUGAAUUAAAGAAUAAUAUAGUAAGCAUUGAAAUUGGAAAUUUAUAUUGAAAAAGACGAUGAAAAUUAUGAUUUUGUGUAUUAUAUGCUCUUAAUAACUGUAUUAUAUGUUGGUUUUGAUUGAAAUUUUAAACAAACAA